This is a messenger RNA of Closterium sp. Yama58-4, 2655 nucleotides long. Lineage: Eukaryota; Viridiplantae; Streptophyta; Zygnematophyceae; Desmidiales; Closteriaceae. The record is from the annotation of a GenBank genome assembly.
AUGAGUCUCAGCGUCGGCCCCUCGUCGCUGCCUGUCGACCGCUUCUCCGACCCCUACGACUCCGCGUACCGUUGCCGCCCGCCUAACUCUACCACCGGACUGCACCGCUCUCACGAUAGUGAGCAUCAAGCGAUGCUGCCAGGAAGCCGAGGCGCAUUCAAUGGCGCCCCAGACAUGGCGCCACCACCACACAUGCGCCCAACGCCGUCCGUUUUCGGGGAAAGUUUCUCGCCCGAGCAAGGGUUUUCGGGUCCUUCUUUCGGCGCGGACACGAUGACGCCUCCCAUUGGCGGGUGGGGGUCGGCGCGGGCGGCGGUGGUCAUCCGCAGCGGCGACGACGAGGACCAGUCGCGCCACGUCCCCAUCGCCUACCGCCCUCCGCCCCAUCCGCCCCGCCCGUGCGGCUCUCAAGCUCCGCCAGCCCCCGCGCUGCACCUGGCGGAGGGCGUGACGAUAAGGAAGGGCAACGACGACGACUUCGACGCGUCGCAGGCUUUUCCGCUUUCCGCCAGCAGCUUCCGCGGCAGCGCCCCGCAGGCACCUCCGCAUCUCCGCCGCCUCGACCCCGCGUUCCCCAACGCCGAGUAUGCCCCGGCAGUCGCAGCCGCGCCGUCUUUCGACGGCUACGGCGGCCGCGGCGAUUUCGGGGCGUAUAAUUCCAGCCCGCAGCGCUUCGACGGCCGGGUUCGCGUCUCCCCUCCGGAAUACGGAGGCGUUGGCGCAGGUCGCAUGGGCGGGUCACCGCAGAUGUAUGCAGCGGGCGGAGGGGGUAGCGGGGCGGAAUGGCCGGGGCAUCAGUUCGGCAGCGACCCGGGCAGGGGCAGGCGGAGUCUGGACGGGGGUACUGCGCGCAUGGGCGCGGGGGCGAUGGGCGCGCGGGACGCGAAUGUGGCGGGCGAGCUCCGCGAAAUGGCGGGCGUGGGCGGCAUGCGGCCAGGACAGGGCGUUUUCGCGUCAAGGUCGUAUGACGAGCAGAGGAACCGCGAAAUUUAUGGCAAUACGCCCGGCGCAAUGCGCGGAGCAGGUUGCGCGGAUGGCAUUGGUAGAGAAGCAAGCUGGCGGAACGGCGGCGAGUACUACCCGGGGGAGCGGGAAUCCGACGGGCGAAGCGGCGGCGGGAGCCAUCAGAGCGCGCUGUCGCUGAAGGAGGAGCUGGCGGCGCUUGACGGGGGCAACGUUGGCGCGCGCGACGACGCGCCUCUGCGGAGCUCCCAGCAACCCAACUCCGACGAAAGCUGGAACCUAGCCUUCAACCCGUCGUGCGAAUACCCCCAAAGCAACCAGUUCACUCACCAACCUAAAUACUCCACCAACGACCCUGCAGAUUCCGGUGCUUACCUAAGCGCCGACUUUUCCAUCUACUCCUCCACCUCUCUCUCCCUUCCUUUCCGCUCUCGCUACCCAACUUCUGGCUUUCCUCCUGGCAGCAGUGGGGUGUGGGGAGGGUCCGUGGUGGCAGAGAGUGAUGCGGGCAGUGUGAUGGGCGGAGGGGGGGCGGGGCCAGGAGGUGAUUGCCGUCUGUUCACGCAGGAGCAGCUGGCGAGGGCAACGGACAACUGGAGUCCGGAGAAUCAACUCGGCAAGGGUGCUUUCGGCACGGUGUACAGGGGGCGGGUGAUGGGGUGUGACGUGGCAGUGAAGCGGCUGGAGGGCACGAGCUGGCAGGGCCCGGAUGAGUACAUGACGGAGGUGGAGGUGCUGAGUCGCAUGCGCCACCCGCACAUCGUGCUGCUCAUGGGCCACUGCCCCGACGCCAUGUGUCUCGUCUACGAGUACCUGCCAGGUGGCUCCCUGCAGGACCACCUCAAGCCCACGGCCGGGCGGCGGCCUUUGUCUGUAGUGGAGCGCGUGCGGGUGGCGUCGGAGGUGGCGUCGGCGCUGCUGUUUCUGCACCACCACGACCCGCCCAUCGCCCACCGCGACCUCAAGCCCGACAAUGUGCUGCUGGACGGCAACCGCGGGUGCAAGCUGGCGGACGUGGGGCUGGCGCGGCUCAUUGCGGAGGACGACUCCACCACCACGCGGGUGCGCGGCACCGUGGGGUACAUCGACCCCGAGGAGGUGCUCACCUUUGAGAUCAGCGUGCUGUCCGACGUGUAUGCGCUGGGGCUCAUCAUGCUGCAGCUGCUGACGGGGGAGCCGGGCAUCAAGAGUCUGCACAAGCGCAUCAAGCCAUUCCAGGACGCCCUCGACCGCUACUGGGAGCAGGGAGGUGCUGUCGACAGCAGCAGCAGCGGCGGCAGCCCCAUGGUGCAGGCCGUGGCAGCGCUGGUGUCAGAGCACCUGGACGUGUCGGGCGGCGAGUGGCCGCUGUCAGUUGCUUGCCAGCUGGCAGAGUGGGGCCUGCGGUGUGCCGCCCGGCAGCGGGCGUGCCGCCCGGAUCUGGCGGGCGAGCUGCAGCCGGCGCUGCAUGGGCUGGUGGAGGAGAUGGAGGCGGGGGAGAGGCAGCGGCAGCAGAGCAUUGAGGACCAGUUUGUGUGCCCGCUCUCGCACAUGCGUAUGACCGACCCAGUGGUAGCAGCAGACGGUUUCACAUACGAGCGCAGCAGCAUAGAGGAGUGGCUCAAGACUCAUGACACAUCGCCAUCCACUAAUGAACCAUUGCCGCAUGAAUACCUCACACCCAAUCAUUCACUCCGCAUGCUGUUGCAGUAA